This is a messenger RNA of Dacryopinax primogenitus, 822 nucleotides long. Its product is annotated as ribosome recycling factor. The coding region runs from base 196 to 822 and encodes 208 amino acids. Gene Ontology annotation, cellular component: mitochondrion. Gene Ontology annotation, biological process: translation. The transcript has 4 exons. Gene Ontology annotation, molecular function: ribosomal large subunit binding. The record is from RefSeq and is a predicted model, not a curated record. Lineage: Eukaryota; Fungi; Basidiomycota; Dacrymycetes; Dacrymycetales; Dacrymycetaceae.
GUCACAUCCUUUCCGCGAUCACUGACGUGUCUGCAAGUCGGCAACACCUCACGUUUCCUACCUCUCGCCACCCGACUUCACCUCACCAUCCCAACCCGACACUAUACUUCUAAAACGAAGUCCUCCAAACACAAGCUACCGAAGUCGGCGCCUUCGGGUUCUGUCGAGUCGGAUGGCACACCCGUAACGGUCGUUAUGUCCCGGCAUAAGCAUCACGCGGGAGAGGUCGUGGACGAGAUUGCGCCCGGACAUCCAUCCGCCGAGCAGGACCCGGUCGCGUUUGAGCUGGGGAAGGUGGAAACAAAGAUGAAAGGAGUUGUGGACUGGUAUAGACGGGAGGUGGGAGGCUUGGAGACGAGAGGAAGUGGGAGAGUCACGCCGUCCUUAUUAGAUGGUGUGAGGGUAACCGUGUCGAGUGGCCGAACAUCAAAGCUCGAUGAGAUCGCAACGAUCGGUGUGAGGGAAGGGAAUAUUCUGGUCAUCACCGUAUUCGACGAAAGCGACAUGAAGGGAGUCAAAACGGCACUACAGUCCGACCGAUACUCCUUCGUGCCACAAACCGUCGACCAACGGACACUCCGCAUUCCCAUUCCCAGGCCGACUGCCGAAACGCGUCAGGAGCUGGCGAAGGCUGCCGCUCGCCUGGCAGAAGACGCGCGGAUCAAAAUACGUACUGCGCGAGAGUCAGGCAUGAAGGCUUUCAAAGCAGAAGGGAUUACAGACAAGAGGGAUCCGAGUCACGUAAAGUGCCAGAAAUUGACAGACGACCACAUCGCAGAAGUGGACAAGCUUCUGCAAACCGCGAAGCAAACGUUGGGAUAG